AUGGCUUCACAAUCAAGAUGGACGAAACCGGUACCAGAAAAAGAAGUGCUCCGCCGAUUAAUUGCCGAACACAGAAAACUGUGCACAAGUCAGAAGGCUAAUUCUGCGACCUCUUCUAGACAUGAAGAUGUUGAUUAUCACGAGGCCAAAGACCUCUCUAUCACGGAAAUAAAGGAGGAACUAGAAGAGCUCAAGCAGAAAUUAGAUGAUCCGGACUUUAGUUUGGUUACACGAGGCGAUCGUAACGUGACCUAUCGUGCUUGCAGUGAUGGGGUCCGACGUCUUACAGUGAAAAAUAUAAAUACACGCUCUAAACCAAAAGAUGUUAAAAGAAACGAUGUGAGUGAUGUGAUUGAUUAUAUUCUCAAAUCCAUCGAAGAAAACAUGAGGGAAACACAUCAAGGGGGGUAUUACCAAAAAAGAAAUGGCGAUAAAAAGUUCAAGAAAGAACAAAUGUACGACAUUAUUGAUGAUAUAUGUUGCACUAUAGGGUGCACAAUUCCAAGUUUCCCCGUAGAUGCUGCUGAAAAAGCUUUUGUUGGAGGUCGGCUUUCGUGGAUGCAGAAUGGUUACCCAACCUAUUGUCAAAGCCGAGAUGAUGGGGUGGCCGUCCCUAAUUUGCGUUCAAAGAUGAUUUGGAGAAUCAUGAAGCCAAGCAUGGGAAUGCCCGGGGUGGGGGGCAGAAGAUUUAUAAAGCUGUUGUGGGAGACUUUCAGGCUUCCCACGUAUGGCCUUUUCGAUUGUGAUCCAUCAGGUAUCAUAAUAUUCAACACUUAUACUGUUGGGUCGAUUGAAAAGGCCUACGACAAUGUAAGUUUAACUUGUCCGUCGAUGACAUGGUUAGGUGUUUGGCCGAGUGACCUAAGAGACCUUGAGAUAGCCGGGGAGGAUUUGAGUGAAAAGAAUAUUCAAGAAGUAGACAAUCUUUUGAAGAAAGAAUUUGUUAAAGAUAAUCCGAGGUUGAAAGAAGAGCUGAAAGAAAUGAAAAGGACAGGGAAAAAAGCCAACCUGGAAGCUUUGAAGGAGAAAUUUGGACCCGCUUGGUUGUCAAAGGGCUUUUUGCCGUAUAAGUUGCAUCGUCUUUUGACCGUGAAGUGA
Fragaria vesca subsp. vesca is the source of this 1098-nucleotide messenger RNA. RefSeq names its product DNA topoisomerase 6 subunit A-like. Lineage: Eukaryota; Viridiplantae; Streptophyta; Magnoliopsida; Rosales; Rosaceae. Gene Ontology annotation, cellular component: chromosome. The transcript is spliced from 2 exons. Gene Ontology annotation, molecular function: DNA binding; DNA topoisomerase type II (double strand cut, ATP-hydrolyzing) activity. The record is from RefSeq and is a predicted model, not a curated record. Bases 1 to 1098 code for a protein of 365 amino acids.